AUGAUUUUUCACCAAAACAAAGUUCGUAUUUAUUUACUCGUCUAUGUGGACGACAUUCUACUCACCGGAAAUAACACUCAAGCCAUGAAUGACCUGGUCGGUAAACUCAAAUCCAAAUUCACAAUGAAGCAUCUCGGUUUGGCACACCAAUUUCUGGGCAUCAAAAUUGAUCGAUAUCCAGAUAAGUACUUUCUAUCUCAAUCUCUAUAUGCUAAAUCUAUUCUUCAAAUGGCCGAGUUACCUAAAUGUAAUUCGGUCGCUAAUCCUUCAAUUACCAAACCCGCAGCUUUGUCUCCUCCACCAACUCCGAUCUUCGACGCUGUUUUAUACAGAAGAUUAAUCGGAGCUUUACAAUAUUUGACACUGACGCACCCUGAUAUAUCGUAUGCUGUCAACGCCCUUUCCCAACACAUGCACAGCCCCGAACCGCUUCAUACAGUCAUGCUAAAGAAACUUCUGCGGUACAUACAAGGGACAGUGGAUUUUGGACUACCACUCACACGUUCACACCUUAAUCUAACUACGUAUUCAGACGCUGAUUGGGCAUCAGACCCAAUCACCCGUCGAUCUACUUCAGGCUUCUGUACCUUUCUUGGCGAAACAUUAAUCUCUUGGACAGUUAAGAAACAAACCACCGUAUCCCGUUCUUCCACAGAAUCGGAAUACAGAGCGCUUGCAUCGGCUACCGCGGACACAAUUUGGAUCAAGCGUCUUCUUGCAGAUUUUCAGGUUUCUCACACUCAGCCAGUUGACGUCUUCUGCGACAACACAUCCACGAUUGCCCUCGCAAACAAUCCUGUCUUUCAUGCUCGCACUCAACACAUCGAAAUCGAUCAAAGGUUUGUGCGGGAUAACAUUCAAAACAACACAAUUCGCCUGCUUCCAAUCAAUACCGUGGAUCAAAAGGCGGACAUUCUCACCAAACCUUUGAAUACUCCACGGUACAAAUUACUUCGCAACAAACUGACCAUUGGACCCAAUACUCAGCUUGCGGGGGCAUGUUAA
This is a messenger RNA of Dendrobium catenatum, 1005 nucleotides long. RefSeq lists its product as uncharacterized. NCBI's taxonomy places the organism in Eukaryota, Viridiplantae, Streptophyta, Magnoliopsida, Asparagales, Orchidaceae. The transcript has a single exon. The record is from RefSeq and is a predicted model, not a curated record. Bases 1 to 1005 code for a protein of 334 amino acids.